UCCUUUUCUUUUCCCACCUCAGGCCUUGGUUUGUCCGCCAUACUUCGAAGUCUUGAUUACAACCAGUACUUGAAGGUGCUGUUUUCGUAUUUGGACCCAGUCCUUAUCAAUAAAGAGCGUAGCAGGUUUGUGAGGUGUUGGCACGCAGAGACUGACGGUUGGGCAGCAUCGACAUUCCACAGUAACUGCGAUGGAAGGGGACCCACAGUGACCAUCAUCAAAGUUAACAGUUAUAUCUUUGGUGGAUACACUGACGUGUCCUGGACCAGCAGUGAGUAAAAAUAAAGCAAACAUCUCUCACAUGUAGAACAGAUAACAAAUCGAUUAGUUGUGGACUUUUCUAGUAGCAGUGAGUUCAUCUUAGAAACAGAAAAUAUCACAUUAACAAUUGCGAUCCCAAAGUAGAUUAACUCGUAAAUAGCCUUAAAACGCGUUUGAAACGGGUUUUAACUCAAAGUCUUGUUUCGGAUUUGAUUUUUGAUCAGAGUUUGCUUUUGAUUUGAUUUGAUUCUGACAGCUCCAUUUCGUGUCAUUUCCCCGUGUUUCGCUGUAUCCAUUAUUCAUAUUGGAGAGCUGAAACGAAGGAUGUUUAAUUAAUGCUCUCUUUAGAUCAUAUGUUGCCUUUGAACAACACUUCGGACCAUAUCUCGAGUGCUUUUUUUGAAAAGUGAAAAUAUGCUCUCGAGUUCUUUGAAAUUUUCUCUGACAAAUUUAAGUGUUCGGUUCUAGUUCGGGAAAUAAAAAAAAUUAAUUUUUUUAUGGUUAUCAUCAUGUAUUUUUUUCUCAUUGGCAUAGUUUCUAAUGCUCCUAAAUCUUUUCAUUUUAGGUCCCUGUGCUUCUUCUUCAGCCAGCAAAGCUUUUGUUUUCUCUCUUUACAACGUCAAAGGAUACAAUCCUGUGAAGCUGACACAAUACCAAAACCAGCAUUACGCAAUGUACAGAUGUUCCUCCUACGGACCCAUUUUUGGUUGGGGACAUGACAUCAUCAUAUAUGACGACGCUGUAAACAAUCAAGACUCUUAUACUGAAUGCGGCCAGACGUACAAAAACCCCACGGGUUAUUCGGGUGUAAACUGUGGAUUUUUCACAGGAAGUCGUCAUUUUACUCCAUCUGACAUUGAGGUUUUUUUCGAAAUAACAAACUAA
Molecule: messenger RNA, 1146 nt
Organism: Pocillopora meandrina
Lineage: Eukaryota; Metazoa; Cnidaria; Anthozoa; Scleractinia; Pocilloporidae
Source: the annotation of a GenBank genome assembly